Erythranthe guttata (spotted monkey flower) is the source of this 1305-nucleotide messenger RNA. The record is from RefSeq and is a predicted model, not a curated record. Lineage: Eukaryota; Viridiplantae; Streptophyta; Magnoliopsida; Lamiales; Phrymaceae.
AUGGUGGCUAAUGAUUACAGCGAUGAUGACGAGGAGAUGGUGGCUAAUGAUGAUGGUGAUGAUGAUCAUGAUGGUGGUAUAGAAUUGCCAUCGGCUCAACGGUCAAUGUUCUCCAGAAUGGAUGUAUCUGUUGGGGCGAGUGGAUUUCCCAUCAUCAGUAAAUCAGCCAUCACCGUCAGAUGCGGCCUGAAUAAGUCAACAAGUUUACAAAAAUCAAUCGAAAAAAUAAGAGAGAGGAUUACAAAUGAAAAGGUCGAAAUAUCUCCGUCAGCGUACGACACGGCGUGGGUGGCGAUGGUGCCGGCGAGAGAGCAUUCCAGCGGCAAUCCUUGUUUCCCGGAGUGCUUAGAUUGGAUCAUUGAUAACCAGAACCCAGAUGGGUCGUGGGGUCAUCAAUUUAUCGUUAAAGAUUCACUUUCUUGCACGCUCGCAUGCUUGCUUGCCCUCCGCAAAUGGAACGUUGGCCACCAACAACUCCAAAAAGGAUUGGAAUUCAUAAGGGCAAAUACAUGGGCAGCUAGCGACAAGGAUCAACUUUCUCCAAUUGGUUUCAACGUUGUUUUCCCCACGAUGAUAUGCCAUGCAAACGAACUUGACUUGACUCUACCUUUUGACCAAGAUUUACUCGAUUCUAUGACUCGGAUACGAGACUCGGAAAUUAAUAGUGAACGAAAUCAGAAUUUGGAAUAUUUCGCUGAAGGACUUGGAGAGUCAUUCAAUUGGGACAAUAUAUUGACACACCAAAGAAGUAAUGGCUCACUUUUCAAUUCACCCGCUACUACUGCAGCUGCCGUAAUUCACGGUCAAGACAACAAGUGCUUCGAAUACUUGCAAUCGCUUCUCAUAAUUUUCAAGGCUUGGGUGCCCAAUACUUACCCGUUGGAUAUAUACACUCGUCUCUGCCUUAUUGACAUCAUCCAAGGGUUGGGAAUUGGUCGAUACUUUCAAUCUGAAUUCUAUAGUAUUUUAGAAGAAACAUACAGGCUAUGGCAACUAAAAGAAGAAGAGAUUUUUGCGGACAUUAGUUGUUGUGCUAUGGCAUUUAGACUAUUGCGAAGCAGAGGAUUUGAGGUCUCAUCGGAUGCAUUGGCUCCAUAUGCUGAGAAAGAUCACGUUAGCCUGCAAACGGCUGGUGUAGGUACGAUUCUUGAGCUUUACAGAGCAUCGCACAUAAGAAUAAACGAAGAAGAAACAACUCUUGAGGCUAUAAAUGAUUGGACCACCACAUUUCUCAAGGAGCAAUUGCUGAGUAAAACUAUUCUUGACAAGAAAUUGGAAAAACAGGUGCCCCACAAUCUACAAUAA